This is a messenger RNA of Nanorana parkeri, 1325 nucleotides long. RefSeq names its product cyclin B3 (gene CCNB3). Gene Ontology annotation, cellular component: cyclin-dependent protein kinase holoenzyme complex; nucleus; cytoplasm. Gene Ontology annotation, molecular function: cyclin-dependent protein serine/threonine kinase regulator activity. The transcript has 9 exons. Gene Ontology annotation, biological process: mitotic cell cycle phase transition; regulation of cyclin-dependent protein serine/threonine kinase activity. NCBI's taxonomy places the organism in Eukaryota, Metazoa, Chordata, Amphibia, Anura, Dicroglossidae. The record is from RefSeq and is a predicted model, not a curated record.
CCUCAGAAUGAUCCCCGCCACCCGUCACUCCCGCCCGGCGCUGUCCAAACUACCCCGUCCGGGGAAGUCUGUGUUUGAAGACAACGUUCACCCCACGAAGGAGGAAUGCAUCCAGACAAAGCGUUCACCUUCCUCCCCACAGGGAGGUGCGAAGAAGAGAUCUGCAUUUGGGGACAUCACCAAUGCGCAUAAAAACCAGCAGCUGCUCCAGAAGAAGAGAGACGGGCAGAAGGUCGUGAAGAAGACGACAAAGGCCGCCGGCACUGCGAAAAACAAUGAAGCCAACCUCAAAAGGGCCCCGAAAAAAGUUGUCACCAUCGAGUCGGCAUUGGAGGUGGUGAAGGAGAACCAUGUGACCUGCGAAGAGGUGAAGCCUCCGCUGAAGGAGGGUGACCCGGUUGAGCAGGUAUCCUCCAUAUUGCAGACGUUGUCGCCUCCCAGUGAGGUUGUGACUGUGAAUAAGGCUCCUCCCCCGACUGCGCAGACCUUCCCUACGGGUGUGGAGGAUAUCGAUAAAGAUUCGACAGAUGACCCGUUUGCCAGCGCGGAGUACGCCUUGGAUAUCUUCUCCUACAUGCGUUCCCGAGAGGAAAAGUUUCUGCUUCCGGAUUAUAUAGACAAUCAGAGUGAUAUCAGCAAGGAAAUGAGAGGGAUCCUGGUGGACUGGAUGGUGGAAGUGCAGGACAUCUCUGACAUGAGGAAGCAAAACCCUGCCUCUACCAAGAUGGCCGCCUCCAUACAGAGACAGAACAAGCCAUGGUUACAAUGGUCCUGAUUAGAUUUUUGUUUUUGUUGUUCGCAGGAACGUUGCCCGCCUUGCUUGGAUGACUUCCUCUACAUCUGCGACGACGCCUAUAAGAGGGAGGAGCUGAUUGGUAUGGAGAUGGAUAUUCUGCAAAAGCUGAACUUUGACAUAAAUAUCCCCGUUCCGUAUCGCUUCCUGCGCCGCUUUGCAAAGUGUGCCCAUGCCAACAUGGAGACUCUCACCCUUGCCCGCUACAUAUGCGAGCUGACCUUGCAAGAGUAUGACUUUGUGCAGGAGCGUGCUUCCAAGAUGGCAGCCGGCUGCUUGUAUCUCGCAAUGAAGAUGAAGGACCUGGGCGGAUGGACUGCCACGCUUCAGUAUUACAGCGCAUUCCAGGCUACAGAUUUGUUGCCCCUUGUGAAGAAGCUGAACGCCCUGCUCAAGAGGCAACCGCAUGAGAAGUUAAAGGCUGUUUGGAGUAAAUACACACACAGAGUAUUUUUCGAAGUUGCGAAACUACCCCCCCUGGACAUGAAGAGGUUAGAAGAAGAAGAAUCAAACAGUUAACACUCGUCUCCCC